Carassius auratus (goldfish) is the source of this 4184-nucleotide messenger RNA. RefSeq lists its product as uncharacterized. The record is from RefSeq and is a predicted model, not a curated record. Gene Ontology annotation, biological process: DNA integration. Lineage: Eukaryota; Metazoa; Chordata; Actinopteri; Cypriniformes; Cyprinidae. The transcript is spliced from 4 exons. The coding region runs from base 1 to 3264 and encodes 1087 amino acids. Gene Ontology annotation, molecular function: nucleic acid binding.
AUGACCGCUUAUGCCAUUCUGGAUGAUGGCUCCGAAAGAACCAUCUUGUUAAAUACUGCAGCAACCCGGCUGAAACUGGAAGCCUGCCAGCCAAACAAGAUGUAUCGGAUCAAUGGAGCAUUCACUGCAGCGGAGUUGGGGCUUGGAGUGCACUGUUAUCCUGUCAAGGCUUUACGGAAAAGAAGUCUGGAGCGGCAUCUCAGUAAGUCCCCUGAGCAAGCAGCUAUCUACCAGGCUGAGAUUAAAAGACUGGAGCAGGCAGGCUACAUUGCUGAAUUGCAGUCAGGAGCAGAAGACGCUCAAAUAAGUUGGUAUAUCCCACAUCACAUGGUUGAACAUAAUGGGAAACAUCGAGUGGUUUUCAACUGUUCAUUCCAGUUUCAAGGGAACAAUCUCAAUGAAUUGUUACUUCCAGGGCCAACACUGACUUCUUCAUUACUGGCUGUGCUACUAAGAUUCCGGGAGCACUCAAUUGCGAUCUGUAGUGAUAUUAAAGGAAUGUUCCACCAGGUUAGACUCCUUCCAGAGGAUCGGCCCCUUCUCCGUUUCUUAUGGAGAGAUCUGCAAAGAGAAGUGGAGCCUAGAAUCUAUGAAUGGCAAGUUCUACCCUUUGGCACCACUAGUAGCCCAUGUUGUGCUGUCUUUGCCUUGCAGAAGCACAUCCUGGAGAAUAGUCAGCCUGGUGACAAGGUACGUGAUGCUGUACUAAAGGCGUUUUAUGUUGACAACUAUCUGCAAAGUCUGCCUUCUGUAGAUGAAGCAAGGCUCAUGGUAGACCAGUUGCAAAGUGUUUUAGCAGGGGGAGGAUUCGAACUCAGGCAAUGGGCCAGCAAUACACCCUCAACCAUUAGUCAUCUACCAGUGGCAUCCAGAUCUGACAGUGCUGAGCAAUGGAUUGCAAAGGGUAAUGCCAUCAACCAUGAAUCAGUGCUUGGACUUCAGUGGAACUGUGAAACUGAUACCUUGUCCUAUAAGCUCCGUGCUGUAGAGUGCCAAGAGGUUACCAUGCGCAACAUCUAUAAAGUGCUUGCUAGCCAAUAUGAUCCUCUCGGUUACAUUAUCCCAUAUACCACACGUGCAAAGGUAAUAGUACAGCGAUUAUGGGAAAAGAAGAGGGACUGGGAUGAUCCUAAACUACCUGAGAACUUAGUCAAUGAGUGGAACAGAUGGGCAGGAGAGCUCAGUGAUCUACAAAAGAUAGUCUUACCCAGAUGCUAUUGCAGUGCACCAAAGGAUGAUGUUUCAAGCCAGCGUGAGAUCCAUAUCUUUUGUGACGCAUCCGAGAGUGCCUAUGGGUCUGUUGCCCAUCUUCGAACAGUAGAUCAAAGGGGAGAAGUGGAGAUCACCUUCAUAGUGGCCAGAUCAAGAGUGGCUCCUAAGAAACGUCUGUCAAUACCUCGUUUAGAGCUAUGUGCAGCCCUGACAGGGGCCCAGUUAGCAAAGAUCCUGCAGAAUGAAUUGACUUUGCCCAUUCAUCAAGUUUUUCUUUGGUCUGAUUCCACCACAGUUUUGACCUGGAUUAAAUCUGAAUCCUGCCGAUUCAAGGUUUUCGUUGGUACACGAAUAACAGAGAUUCAGGACCUUACCAGCUGCUGGGAAUGGCGCUAUGUGCAUUCAGAAAGUAACCCUGCUGAUGACAUCACUCGAGGUAAAAGGCUGGCAGAACUUGGACCACAAAGCCGUUGGAAUACGGGACCAACAUACCUUCAACUCCCAUCUGAUCAGUGGCCGGUUCCACCGCCAUCCUGUUCCAUAGCUGGUGAUGAAUUGAGAAACUCUACAUUCUGUGGUCUGACUAAUACUGUACUUCGUUUGUCGAUCCCUGAUCCAAGCCAAUUUCUGACCUUCCAAGAUUUAUUGACUGCAACAGUAGAAUCUCUUGGGGAACAUGGGAUCAAUGUAUCAGCUGAGGACUUUCAACAGGCUGAAAUGGCUAUCCUUCAGCAAGCUCAAGGGGAAAGCUUUCCUUCUGAGAUGGCACAGCUUAUGGCAGGGAAACCACUACAGACCAACAGUCGACUGCUUUGCCUCGCCCCCGAACUUGACGCUGCAAGCAAACUCCUAAGGAUAGGAGGUCGUCUUCGCCGCUGUGAAGAGAUUGAGCCCGAGUCGAUGCAUCCUAUUAUCCUUGAUCCCCGGCAUCCAGUCACUACCCUUCUCAUUAAGGAAUAUGACACGAAGCUAUUCCACCCAGGUCCUGAGAGAAUACUGGCGGAGAUGCGUAGGAAAUAUUGGAUUCUUCGGGGUAGGGAAGCAAUUCGACGUUAUCAGCGCAAAGAUUGUCCAGUGUGUCAGAAGUUUCGCAAAACCCCACAGAUACCCAGGAUGGCAGACCUACCUCCUGCCAGACUACGUCUAUUUAAACCUGCCUUCUAUUCGACUGGCAUUGACUGUUUCGGGCCAUAUUCCGUAAAGAUUGGACGUAAAAGUGAGAAGCGCUGGGGUAUUCUAUUCAAGUGCAUGACUACACGUGCUGUGUAUAUUGAUCUUCUCCCAAGAAUUGACACCGACUCCUUCCUGAUGGCCCUCAGAAGAUUUAUAGCCAGACGUGGGAAACCUUUUGAGGUUUUAUGUGAUCAAGGUACUAAUUUUAAAGGAGGGGAAAGGGAGUUGCAUCAGACAUAUGCUGAACUAGUUCCGGAGCUUCAGGAACAACUUGCCAGUCAGCAGAUUAUCUUUCGAUUCAACCCGCCUCAUGCCCCACAUUUCGGUGGGUGUUGGGAAAGGGAAAUUCGUUCCCUGAAACAGGCUCUACAGGUCACUCUGGGAACUCAACCAAUACCAGAGGAAACCCUUCAAACUGUGCUCAUCGAGAUUGAAGGGAUUCUAAAUUCUAAACCCCUGGGUUAUACAUCAUCCAAUGCCUCUGAUCCAGAUCCUAUUACUCCUAAUUCGCUUCUUAUGGGGCGGCCUGAUUCGUCCCUUCCUCAAGUGAUGUACCCCCAAAGUGAACUGUUGAGUCGACGUCGUUGGCGCCAUAGCCAAAUUAUAGCAGAUCACUUUUGGAAGCGGUUUAUCAAGUUCUAUUUGCCUGGUCUUCAGACUCGCAACAAGUGGCAGCGAGAGUCACCCGAUAUCAAGGUGGGAACUACUGUUAUGAUUGUGGACCCUCAAUUUCCCAGGGCCCUAUGGCCCAUUGGUCAGAUCUCUCAAGUAUUCCCUGGGUUUGACAAUAGAAUCAGGACUGUUGAAGUGAAAGUUAAGGACAAGUCUUAUGUGCGACCUGUGGCAAAGGUUGUACAGCUACCUGCGAUACCAGAUUGAAAUUGACUUGCCUUUUUAUAAUGUACAGAUUUCCACAUUCUUUAGAAAUCUGGGGGCGGCUGUUAAAAAGGACCGCUGUAAACAAGCUUUUAUUUUGAAGUUUUCUGGUGAUCAGCCAGUGUUUUGAAUGUGAUGUCAUCGCAGCAACCUAAAGACACUAUGCUCCGCCCACUUCCAGCAGGUGGCAAUGAUUAGUGUUUGGUAGAAAUAGCCUGCACCAAGUAGGUGAAAGCAAAUGUACUCGAGGCUUUCUCAAGUGUUGGUGUUGUGUGCGUAUGUUAGAUGAACCAAACCACACCCAGAUGGAAACACCAAUGUAAUAUCUGCAACAUUUGUGAAUUGUUGUGAAGAAAAUAAAUGCAUCAAAGACUUAACCUGCAUCUUUAUGUCUCUUACCGGACAUCUGUGGUGAACUAGUCCCCCACUGGCAACCCCAACUGGUCUAGUUAUACCAGUUUUCUUUAUCGAGUCUUUAUGUUUCCGGCUUGGCUUCGGUCUGCGGAGAGAGUCUCGAAGUCCCAUAACCCCUGCACACACUCCAGCAUGUCUCCCCCUUUCAUACGUGCAUCAGAUAAAGCCUUUCUAAAGUCUUUUGUGGAUCCGAUAGACAUGUGUUGGUGUGUGAGCGUGUGUUUCGACCAUGUGAGUCACGUCCUCUCCAUUCUGACGCCUUUCUUCUAACAAGGCAAAAACACCAGCGAGUCCCUGACCUGUGCUGCUUUAUCCUGUUUCAUCAACAACACACACACACCCUUCUGAAUUACUCCUAUUUUAGUCAAACUCUCAACUCUGCUCUCUGUUGAUGCACAUUAGUUAUUUUCAGACACUGAUGCUGCAGCUAUUUAUGCAUUAACACAAAUGGAUAUAUUUGGAGACCUGGCAAUGGAUCCAAGGUCAAAUAACAUGAAUUAAUAAUAAUA